This is a messenger RNA of Staurois parvus, 509 nucleotides long. The record is from the annotation of a GenBank genome assembly. NCBI's taxonomy places the organism in Eukaryota, Metazoa, Chordata, Amphibia, Anura, Ranidae.
GUCCCCCAGGCUGCCCCACCAUCCUCACCAAAUCCCAAUGGGGAGGACGUGCCGCCACCUGCCGCACCGCCAUGACCACGCCCGUCACCUAUGUCAUCGUCCACCACACUGCCGGCUCCUCCUGCUCCAGCCAAUCCACUUGUAUCACCCAGACCAAGAACAUCCAGAGCUACCACAUGGACUCCAAUGGCUGGUGUGACAUCGGAUACAGCUUCCUGGUUGGAGGAGACGGCAGCAUAUUCGAGGGCCGUGGUUGGACCUCGGUGGGAGCUCACGCCCCCAACUACAACUCCAACUCCAUCGGCAUCAACCUGAUUGGAACUUUCACAAGCACUAAUCCCACCACCGCCGCCCAGAAUGCCGCCAAGAACCUCAUCAGUUGUGGGGUCACCAGGGGCUACAUCAAGUCCGCCUACAUCCUGAAGGGACACCGCAAUGUCACGGCCACCGAGUGCCCUGGAAACACCUUCUACAACACUCUGAAGACUUGGCCCCGCUUCCAGGCCUGA